GGUCACCGCAGUUGUCAGGAAUGUUUUGCCUCAGAAACAAAUGGCUUAGGGCCGACUCAACUUGGAAACAGAAAAACCCACCUCCUACUCCUGGCUCAAACCUUUGCUUUCUUAUCUGCAGCUCACACCUUUAAGUCUUAUGUAGUUAAAGGACAUUUAUCUAGGCAAGGAUUUUUCCACCUUCUUGGAGAACACAGCCCUCCAGUGUCUCCUGCAGCCUGAGCCUGGGACAUUCUGGAAGCAUGGAAGGCGUGGACUUGCUAGGGUUUCUCAUCAUCACACUAAACUGCAACGUGACCAUGGUGGGAAAGCUCUGGUUCGUCCUCACGAUGCUGCUGCGGAUGCUGGUGAUUGUCUUGGCAGGGCGACCCGUCUACCAGGACGAGCAGGAGAGGUUUGUCUGCAACACGCUGCAGCCGGGAUGCGCCAACGUUUGCUACGACGUCUUCUCCCCCGUGUCUCACCUGCGGUUCUGGCUGAUCCAGGGCGUGUGCGUCCUCCUCCCCUCCGCCGUCUUCAGCGUCUACGUCCUGCACCGAGGAGCCGCGCUCGCCGCGCUGGGCCCCCGCCGCUUCCCCGACCCCCGGGACCCGGCGAGACGCUGCCCGCGGCCAUGCAGGGGGCGCGGCGGCCCCCAGGUGCCCGACUUCUCGGCCGGCUACAUCAUCCACCUCCUCCUCCGGACCCUGCUGGAGGCAGCCUUCGGGGCCUUGCACUACUUUCUCUUUGGAUUCCUGGCCCCGAAGAAGUUCCCUUGCACGCGCCCUCCCUGCACGGGCGUGGUGGACUGCUACGUGUCGCGGCCCACGGAGAAGUCCCUGCUGAUGCUGUUCCUCUGGGCGGUCAGCGCGCUGUCUUUCCUGCUGGGCCUCGGGGACCUGGUCUGCAGCCUGCGGCGGCGGAUGCGCAGGAGGCCGGGACGCCCCACGAGCCCCUCCAUACGGAAGCAUAGCGGAGCCCCAGGCCACGCCGAGGGACGCUGGACUGACGAGGAGGGUGGGCGGGAGGAAGAGGGGGCACCUGCGCCCCCGGGUGCACGCGCCGGAGGGGAGGGGGCUGGCAGCCCCAGGGGUACAUCCAGGGUGUCAGGGCACACGAAGAUUCCGGAUGAGGAUGAGAGUGAGGUGACAUCCUCCGCUGGCGAAAAGCUGGGCAGACAGCCCCGGGGCAGGCCCCACCGAGAGGCUGCCCAGGACCCCAGGGGCUCAGGAUCCGAGGAACAGCCCUCAGCAGCCCCCAGCCGCCUGGCCGCGCACCCUUCCUGCAGCCGCCUGCAGCCCCCUGACCCGCCUGCCAGCUCCGGCGGUGCUCCCCACCGGAGAGCCAGGAAGUCUGAGUGGGUGUGAAAAAAACAGCACCUGGCCGUGCUCUGGGGCUCACGCCUGUAAUCCCAACGCUUUAGGAGGCCCAGGCAGGAGGAUCGUUUGAGAAUAUAUCUCCUUGCCCAGGAGUUUGAGACCAGCCUGGGCAACAUAAUGAAAGCCUCGUCUCUAUAAAAUAUCUAAAAAUUAGCUGGGCACAGUGGCUCCCGCCUGUAGUCCCAGCUACUUGGGAGGCUGAGAUGGGAGGAUCAUUUGAGCCUGGGAGAUCCAGGUUGCAGUGAGCCAAGAUCAUGGCACUGCACUGCAGCCUGGGCAACACAGUGAGACACU
Nomascus leucogenys (northern white-cheeked gibbon) is the source of this 1652-nucleotide messenger RNA. RefSeq names its product gap junction protein delta 4 (gene GJD4). Lineage: Eukaryota; Metazoa; Chordata; Mammalia; Primates; Hylobatidae. Gene Ontology annotation, biological process: cell communication. Gene Ontology annotation, cellular component: connexin complex. The record is from RefSeq and is a predicted model, not a curated record.